Messenger RNA from Letharia columbiana, 1455 nucleotides. RefSeq lists its product as uncharacterized. The transcript has 5 exons. Lineage: Eukaryota; Fungi; Ascomycota; Lecanoromycetes; Lecanorales; Parmeliaceae. Bases 1 to 1455 code for a protein of 484 amino acids. The record is from RefSeq and is a predicted model, not a curated record.
AUGUUCCUGUCGUGGAAAAUAUUGUGCCAAACCCUUGCGGCGGUCACUGUCGUACAAGCAUCUCAAUCUUCAUCCGAGACAAAAGACCGAAACGGCUUCAAUCGCCGGGUUAUUCGCCCCCGAGGAUUGAAUGCUACGACUGCAGAAAGCGAGGCUGCAAUCGUCAGCUUGACCACUUCCUCCCAUGGCUCAAGCGUUUCCGCUUAUCCACUUCAACAUGUCGAGCUCAAUCUCUUGACAGCUCCGGUUGUGCAGGACUGUGACAGCGGAAACGGAGAACCCGUCACCCAAGAUUGUUCUUGUUCCACGAAACAAUUAGCUGCUCAGGCGAUAAGCGAUGCCAUCACAAUGGUGCAGGCGGUCCAGGAAGUCUGGAACGAUGUUGUGAAUCAGCCGAUCCUAGAGCGAUACAUGGGUGCAGCUGGACCACCGUCGUGUCUGACUUCAGAGGCUUCAACCUUGAUUAACGGUGAGUUUCUCAAGCAGGUGGCAGGAUGUGGGCACUCAUCGCGAACAGCAACCCUGGCAAACCUAGCCAAAGUACAAGAAUACCAAUGGCUACCAUACGACACCCGCUGGCUAAAUGACUAUUCGGGCAGCCAUUCCCAACCUUUUGUCUAUUGUGCAACUGGUGUCCCGCCUCCGCAAUCCGCUGUCACGGUGGAGUGCCAGGAGAAUGGCCCCAUUGGUUGGGCAUACACUUCGCACAGUGAAGCGGGUUAUUCCUCUUUCAUUGGAUUCUGCAACAAUACUUUGGCGCAGCAAGACUUCAUCUCCAGGGCUGCGAUGCUCGAACAGCUAAAAGCCGGUCAAGUAAGCCUGUCAGACGAGCGGCUAGGUGCGAAUUACGGAAGAGCCGCUUUAAGUCUACUCGUGCAGCUUGUACCUUUAAUCAAUAGCCAGAGUGCAAUACAGUUAUUCGGCUAUGAAAAUGUUCUACUCUUGGCUGCGGAUGACGGCUGCAACCCAAAUACACGUAAUUUCAUAAGCCUGAACAAUGCGGAUAACUGGGCGCUGUGGAUCACCACUCUAUACUUUACCAUUGAAACGAAUUCGACUCCCACCACCCCUCUCCUCCCAGUAGCCAGCUCCAACUGCAACGGCCAUGACUCCUUCUGCAAAAGUUUCGUUUCGCCGGGGGACUGCCAGACCGCCGCCAGCAGAUACGGCAACGACACCAUGUACUCGCAGUACACUUCCCAUUGGUUCAACUCUGAAGAUUGGGAAGGGUGCACCGCCAUCUUCCAGUGUGCGAACGGGUACCCGGCUGGCGGGAUCUCGGGCGCCGAGAUACAGGACUACUUCGCGGAGAUCUACACCUCGACCGCGGAUGGGGGUGCGGGUUGUGGGAAAUGUGGGAGCGUAUAUUUGAGCAAUGGGUGCGAGUUCACGUUCAAUGAGUGCGGUUAUCUGAGUUGUCAGACUUGUAACGGGAAGGAUUGCACUCAUCCAUGA